AUGGCAUUAUUUAAAUCUACGCCGAUCCGGAUCAAGUCUCCGCUAUCAAGAAACAAGAAACCAAAUAGCGAGGAUAUAGACAACUUGCUGCUUUCUGGAGAGAGAUCCGAUGGAAGCGAAGGAAGCAGAAGCGAUGCAAGUAGAAGCUACAAUAGCAGUAGCGGCAGUGGAAAAAGCAACGACAACUUUGUAUUGGGCAACGACGAAGAAGUCUCUGUAACUUCAGCCGAAAAUAGUCCUGAUGCACCUUUACCACCACCAUUACCAUUACCACAACAACAACAACAUCAAUAUCAACAUCAACAACAACUACAACAACAAGAACCAAAAUCAUCCUUCAACGAAGAGCUUGUGAAGUUCAAACCUAUAGAUACACUUAUCAGAGCCAACCAAAUACGCACAUAUUGCCAUGGCGCAUUCCAGAUUCUAGGCGAGGGCGAUGUAUGGAUCGAAGUCUAUGCACAACUCGUCGGACAACAGUUAACAUGGCAGAUUUCAAGAGCAGAUGUCGAUGUCGAUAUUGAUGAUGAAUACAAGUUUAGAACCUUUGAUAUCAUGGAUGCCAAGUACGAGGUGAUUAACAACUUGCUCGCAUUCAAGGAUGUUACGAUAAAUUUCCACAAGGGAGAUUUGGUGAAAUGGCUUAGUGCAAUUGCCUUGUCCAAGUUUGAAUACGUCAAGUUGAACGAAGCAUUCACUGCGGUUUUGUUGUCUGCAAGAGGCUCCAAAUUACUGGACAUCCACGUUUUGUUAUCACACAAAAAGAGGUUUCCUCAUUUCGAUUGGUGCAAUAUCAGAUUGCCCGAAGUGUCGCCUAAAUGGAUCAAAGUAUACAUGGUGAUUUUACCCAGCGACAAACACCACCUUGGGCGCAUCGAGUUUUACCCUUCUGACAAAAAAAUGCACAAAAAGUACCUUAUUGCAUAUAUAUCCGACUUGGCCCACAUUUACAAUGUGUUUCCAGAACAACUCAAUCUCGUUGAACUGAAUUCGAUAAUGAAUGCCUUGGGCAAUGUUCACGUGAGCAAAAAAUUCGAACACGUUUUCCCCUACUCCCAAACAUCGAACCUGAAUCCACAAUUGCAACUGCAAGAACCACGAAAGAUUAUCGCCAAGAACCAGUCGAUCUCAAGAUCAGAUUCGAUCAAAUCUCUUUCCUCAAUGGCUUCUUUAAACUCCAUCUCCUCAUCAGGCUCCCAAACUAGAUCCAGGUCCAGAUCAAGAUCGGGAUCUGUAAACUCAACAAGUUCAUUUUUCAAUCAAGCCAAUCCCAAAACACACGCAAGAACAAGAUCAGACACCACCAAUUCCUUUGAUAUGAGCAAAAAUGACUCUUCAUUUUUCAAGAAACAUAAAGAUGCAUUUGUCCCCACUAGUCUGAUCUAUAUAAUGCCUGUACCACACCCUGGUGUUGAUGCUGCUGAGACAAUGAUUAGAAACUUUAUACCAGCAAUUGAUGCAUUUAAAUUGUAUGGUAGACCCAAGCAUUUGCUCAGUGAAAAAGCCAACCCUGACUCGAUGUUGUUUGGCUACCCAUCUUUGCCACACUAUCAGUACUUGUCGACAACAGAGGCCCAUAAUGCGUUUGCCCAGCAGUACCACAUCCAAAUGAAUCAGUUUCAGAUGGAGGAUAUCAUACAAGACAGGAUAAUGCAGUUGAUGAAUAAGAAACCAUAUCGUGGCUCAGGAAAUGUCGGGAAAUUGUUUGAAAGACAACAACAGCAGCAACAGCAACAACAAUUGCAAGUGCAACAACAGCAACAACAGCAGCAACAAGUUGGGCAGUUGGGGUAUGAUAGCACUAUGAUAUCUCCACCAAUGAGUCCUCAAUUUGAUGAUGUAUCUAGUGUGGAUGACUCGGUUAGAUUUGGCAGUCCCAGGAUUGCAAGUCCAUUAAGGGUUUAA
Molecule: messenger RNA, 1905 nt
Organism: Lodderomyces elongisporus
Lineage: Eukaryota; Fungi; Ascomycota; Pichiomycetes; Serinales; Debaryomycetaceae
Exons: 1
Coding region: 1-1905 (634 amino acids)
Source: RefSeq, a predicted model, not a curated record